UCGGGAAGCAGUCGCGCUGUCCGCGCGUCAAUGUAGCGGCGCAGCGGGGGAGGGGGGGCGCUGCGGACACUGUCCGGGCGCCGCUAUAAACUCACCUUACAGUGACACGGGCUGCGCUGCGGGACCGGACCGGACAGGACUGGACUGGACCUCAGGCCGGUCUGUAUAUGCUGUUGUGGGAGCGUUGCUCGUCACACUGACUGAGUCAGAGACAUGGCGGUUCGCUUACCUCCGUGCGUCAUUGACGGCGGAACCGGAUACACCAAGAUUGGAUAUGCUGGUAACACAGAACCUCAGUUUAUCAUCCCUUCAUGCAUAGCCAUCCGCGAGUCGGCCGGCGUCGGAGACCAGGCCCAGAGGCGGCUGAUGCGUGGAGUGGACGAUUUAGAUUUCUUCAUCGGAGAUGAAGCUGUUGACAAACCCAACUAUGCAACAAAGUGGCCAAUUCGGCAUGGCAUCAUAGAAGACUGGGAUUUAAUGGAAAAAUUCAUGGAACAAGUCGUAUUCAAAUAUUUGCGAGCCGAGCCCGAAGACCAUUAUUUUCUCAUGACAGAACCGCCGUUGAACACACCGGAGAACAGGGAGUACCUGGCAGAAAUUAUGUUUGAAACCUUCAAUGUUCCUGGACUCUACAUAGCUGUGCAGGCAGUGCUGGCCUUAGCCGCUUCCUGGACCUCGAGAGCAGUCGGCGAGCGUACCCUGACGGGAAUCGUGAUCGACAGCGGUGAUGGAGUGACUCAUGCCAUUCCUGUGGCCGAAGGAUACGUCAUCGGAAGCUGCAUCAAGCACAUCCCCAUCGCUGGCCGAGAUAUAACCUACUUCAUACAGCAGCUCCUGAGAGAGCGAGAGAUAGGCAUUCCGCCCGAGCAGUCCUUGGAAACGGCCAAAGCGGUUAAGGAGAGAUACUGCUACAUCUGCCCUGAUAUUGUGAAGGAAUUUACAAAAUAUGAUGCUGAUCCUGGAAAAUGGAUCAAGAAGUACAGGGGUAUAAAUGCCAUCAGCAAAAAUGAAUUUCUCAUAGAUGUUGGAUAUGAGCGGUUCUUGGGACCUGAAAUAUUCUUCCACCCAGAGUUUGCCAAUCCUGACUUCAUGCAGCCUAUUUCUGAUGUCGUAGAUGAGGUCAUACAGAACUGCCCAAUAGAUGUCAGGAGACCUCUGUAUAAGAACAUCGUCCUGUCCGGGGGUUCCACUAUGUUCCGCGAUUUUGGUCGCCGCCUGCAGCGGGACCUCAAGAGGGUGGUGGAUGCACGCCUGAAGUUGAGCGAGGAGCUCAGCGGGGGCAGGAUAAAGCCCAAACCCAUCGAGGUCCAGGUGGUUACGCAUCACAUGCAGCGCUACGCCGUGUGGUUCGGAGGCUCAAUGUUAGCUUCCACCCCCGAGUUUUUCCACGUGUGCCACACUAAAAAGGACUACGAGGAGUACGGACCAAGCAUCUGCCGGCACAACCCCGUCUUUGGCAUCAUGUCGUAAGAGGAGGCCUACGAUCCCUGGCAGAGGCGCACCGUGGUCCCAGGGGGCUGCUGCUACCAACAGAUGCAGUAGCUGGGAGGAAUGCUGCCUGUAUCCUCAUCAUAAAGUAUCCAGGCAACCAGAAGCUUUCCAGGUGAAGCCAUAAACUGACGACUGUUUUCUGAAUAUAAACUUUAUGUAUUGCGUUACUUUGGCCAUUCUGCAGAGCUUGACACCCUUGUUUAGAGGAUAAUUAUUGAAUCUUAAUAGCAUUUGCUGUAAAAUGGAUUCACCCAACUUUAGUUUUAUAAGAGUUCUCUUUAAGACAUGAAUGAAGCAGCAGGCUUUCAGGUUGUAUGUAAUAUAUAUACAUGAAAGUACGUAAAUAAAUAUAACAGAGUAUUUCGGAGUUAGUAUAUAUUUGUAUUAAAGAGGAUUGUUUAUCAAAUCUGGCCGUUGUUACAGGAUGCACUGUAAUUAACUGAUUUACAAUACAGGCUGAAGUACAUAAAAAUGAGAUGUGCAGUUUGGUUUCCAUUAUAUUUAGAAUAUUAGUCAUUCAUUCUUUGAAGAAAUUGGUAAUAUAUACUAUAUAUCGGUUAAUAUAUACAUAUUUAUCUCAUGUAUUUGCAGUUUUUUUAUUUAAAAUGUUUGGACUACAAAGUAAGUUAUAGUUUAAGAAAUUGUCUUGACUGAUUAUAUAAUAUAAAAAUAGCAACCGAUGUGUCAGGCUGACCUAAAUAAAGGCACCCUUUACCUUUUGACUGUUUCUGUCUUCAGAUUGUCGUAAGAUUAAUUAACAAAUUAAAUAUAAUCUUGCUUACUGAAUAACUGCAUCCAUGGUGAGGACAAAGACAGAAAGUCAGUCUAAUAUUUGCAGAACGUUUCU
Messenger RNA from Scleropages formosus (Asian bonytongue), 2338 nucleotides. RefSeq names its product actin related protein 3B (gene actr3b). NCBI's taxonomy places the organism in Eukaryota, Metazoa, Chordata, Actinopteri, Osteoglossiformes, Osteoglossidae. The record is from RefSeq and is a predicted model, not a curated record. Bases 214 to 1470 code for a protein of 418 amino acids. The transcript has 12 exons.